AAGGAAUCGCUUCAUUGUUGCUGCCUGGAUAUCGUCAUUGCCACAGCUGCAGCUGUAGAUUUAUAUGUCCAAUAACUUUAACCAGUUGAUUCCUAAUUUUGAUCAUGAACACUAACGGCUUUUAGCUAAUCUUAAAAUGUUAGAACUCCUGUGCUCUAGAAGUCGCAUAAGCCUGGACCAAGACAAUAAAGGGUUUUCGUUUAUUCAUUUGCUUUGCAAGCAAGGAAAUGUGAAGGCUUUGACUCUUAUCCUCGAAGCCACUUGCAAUUUGCAAUACUAUGUGCCAUGUGGCUCAUGUUGGUCCAUACGUGUAACCUCCUACAAUCUUCUCUCUCGUUACUUCCCUUUUGCUGAAUCUUCAUUUUUUUUUCUUUCUGCACGUCACCCAGAAAAUUCUGUCAAGUCAUGAUCAUAUAGGGAUUCCAUUACCAUUUUUGUAGCUUGAGGAUAUGGAGAUUUCUCAUUUUGAAGGAUACAAAGAGGAUGAAGCCUUUGUCGAGUCCAUGCAGACCCUUUCAAUCUCGCCUUCUCUUGAUUCCUGUCCCAGUUCCAGAAAGGAAAAGCCAAACCCAGAAGCCGAGCCAGGGCCACCCCACAAGGCUUUGUUUUUCGUCUUGGCUUGCCUUCCUGUAUUUGAGCUUCUUAACAUGAGUGAAGUUUGCUUGUCGUUUAGGGAUGCAGUGAACAAAGAUGUAUUGCCAUGGUUGGAUAUCAUGAUUGACAGGCCUUUGAGCACGCGGUUGUCUAAUGAGAUUCUGUGGGAAAUCACUUCAAAGGCGAAUUGUAGAUUGAGGACUUUGGUUCUCAGGAGCUGUCAAAAUAUAACUGAUGAUGGGCUUCAAAGGGUCGUAGAGAAAAAUCCUUUUAUAAGUAAGCUCCACCUACCAGCAUGCACUGGCUUAACCCCUGAGGGAAUCAUCGGAGCUGUGAAGACACUAUCCCAACAUCCAAAAAACUUAAAGAGCUUGCGGAUAAAUGGUAUCUACAACAUAAAGAAAGAACAUAUCGAAACACUUUCCUCCUAUCUUCAAAGGAAUCCACCACACCAAAAGCUACCACCUAUCCUAUAUCAUCACUAUAGAAGUUCUCCAUCAUCAAGUACCGAAAAUGGUCGGAUAAUUGACGUGGAUAUCUGUCCAAAGUGCAACGAAGUUAAAAUGGUUUUUGAUUGUCCAAGGGAAACUUGCAGGCAGAUGAGAGACAUGUUGUUUGAAGUUUGUAGGGGAUGCAACUUCUGCAUUCCAAGGUGUGAGGAGUGUGGAGGAUGUGUGGAUGCUGAAGAACUAGAGGACGCCGCUUGUGCAGACAUAUUGUGUUCAGAUUGUUGGCUUCAUCUUCCAAAAUGUAACUAUUGCAACAAGCCAUACUGCAAGCAACACACCGACCAGCAGUUCAGCUCUCCAGGUUGUACUGGGUUCAUUUGCGAAGCAUGUCAUGUGACAGCCAUCGCAAAUUCAAGUUGGAGCGAUGAUGCUGUUGAAUAAUGUAUCGCAUUCACAUGCUCUAGUGGUAGCAUAUCAUUUUCUUAUUGUUAUACGGUUAAACAGGGUUACUUCCUGUUUCGGAGGUUAUUGCACAGUAGUUCAAAACUUUCAAAUGAGAUUUACAUAAGAUCUACUUCGAACAGAUGUAAAAAAAUUCAUUAAGAAAGUGUUCAAGCAAAGAA
This is a messenger RNA of Hevea brasiliensis (rubber tree), 1666 nucleotides long. Its product is annotated as F-box protein SKIP28. Lineage: Eukaryota; Viridiplantae; Streptophyta; Magnoliopsida; Malpighiales; Euphorbiaceae. Gene Ontology annotation, molecular function: protein binding. The transcript has 2 exons. The record is from RefSeq and is a predicted model, not a curated record. Gene Ontology annotation, cellular component: cytoplasm. The coding region runs from base 450 to 1484 and encodes 344 amino acids.